This is a messenger RNA of Salpingoeca rosetta, 1449 nucleotides long. RefSeq lists its product as uncharacterized. Bases 107 to 1351 code for a protein of 414 amino acids. The transcript has 4 exons. The record is from RefSeq and is a predicted model, not a curated record. Gene Ontology annotation, cellular component: nucleus. Gene Ontology annotation, molecular function: RNA binding. NCBI's taxonomy places the organism in Eukaryota, Choanoflagellata, Craspedida, Salpingoecidae. Gene Ontology annotation, biological process: regulation of DNA-templated transcription; DNA alkylation repair.
CACUGCGAUUGCGUUCUUGUUGGUGGUGAGUUGUGGUGGUUGAUUGUGGCAGCUGCUCAUUCUCAACUCGACGAGGCAAUAGCGACGAGUGCAGCAGCGACACGAGAUGGACGACGACGCCACGGCGCACGUGAAGCGCCCGCGCAUCUUGAUGAUUGGCCGGUACAUGUACCGCACCAACCUGCCGCCACUGGACGAGCGCGUUGCACCGUACAUGGAAGACGACCACCUUGGCAUGGACGCGGAGGAGGACGUGGCGGUGGAAACGCUGGAGAGCGGCGUGCUGCGUUGCGAAAUCGACGUUCCGCGCGCCCUACAUGGCCUGGUCAUCGGUCGAGGAGGGGCCAAGAUAUCGGGCAUCGAGAAGGACACGCAGACGCGCAUCAAGGCGCCCGGUAAGCGGAGCAAGAAAACCACGUUCGUGCUGGAGGCAGACAGCAUGGAGAACCUGGACUCUGCGCGCACACGGUUGCAGCUGGCCAUGGACGAUGCCAUGAAGAAAUGCGCGCCCACCCACUUUGUCUCCAUCCCACUGACAUCGCCACAGCUCACCGAGGCGCUGGACACCUUCUCCCAGACGGUCAUGCAGGCAUGCGGCAACUCCCCAGGGCUGACAAAGGAGCUGUUCAUUGACAAGGCCAGUUUCCACCUGACGCUCGGCGUCAUGAAGUUGUUCACAGAGGCGGAUAUCGAGCGGGCAAAGGAGCUGCUCGAAGGCAUCCGGCGCGACUGCGGGGAGCUGUUGCCCACCACCGACCGCACCAUCACCAUCCGCGGUCUCGAUAUCAUGCAGCCCGCACCGGAGCAGGCCCACGUGCUGUAUGCGCGUGCGUCCCUGGGCGCGUCAGAUGCCCUGCAGGCGUUUGCUGACGCCGUGGCUGCGCGCUACCACCAGGCAGGCCUCUUUGACGAGCCAGAGGUCAAGCUCCACGCCACGCUCAUCAACACAAAGUUCCGCAGAGCUGUCACUGCCGGUCGGCGCCCGAAGCGGGUUGCGUUUGAUGCGAGCAAGAUCCUGCAGCAGCUCGGCUCGCACGAGUUUGGCACGUGUGCGCUGGAGGAGGUGCACCUGUCGCGCAUGUCACGCCGCGACGGCGAGUACUACAUCCCGGAGCACGUGGUGGACGUGUCGUGUGCCGAUGCAACAGCCACGCCCGCCGUGGACGCAGAGGCGAUGGCGACAGCAGCCACGGCAGAAGUGGCUGAGACGGAGAGUGGAGACACGGAUGUGGCGGUUGAGAGAGGUGAAAGUUCAGCAGCAUUACAGCAGCGGCAGCGGGAGGGAGACGAUGCGUUGCGGCAGCGGAGUGGAGAAUCCGUCAACUGGGACGACGAGCCCGGCUGCGGAUGAGAGAGUGUCCGUGUCAUGUGUGUCCGUGUGUGUGUGUCUGUGUGUCUGUGUGUGUGUGUGUGUGUGUGUGUGUCUGUGUCUGUGUCUGUGUCUGUCAU